Messenger RNA from Brachypodium distachyon (stiff brome), 3150 nucleotides. RefSeq lists its product as uncharacterized. NCBI's taxonomy places the organism in Eukaryota, Viridiplantae, Streptophyta, Magnoliopsida, Poales, Poaceae. The record is from RefSeq and is a predicted model, not a curated record. The transcript is spliced from 18 exons. Bases 1171 to 2907 code for a protein of 578 amino acids.
AUCGGAGCAGUCACUCGAUAGCCAUGUUCCGCAACAAGGUGCUCGUGCGCGCCAUCCCCUCCUCCGCGCCACCGCCGCCGUUCCUCCUCCGCCAGGUUUCCUUCUCGGCCGCCGCCCCAUCUCUCGACCUCGACAUCCUCUGCUGCAGGCUUUCCCGCAGCCACCGUCUUGCGUGCCUACCGCAGCCCCCAACCGAUGCCCUCGUAAUCUACCAGAGAUGCCAGUCUCGCGCGGCCGACGAGGUAGUCUCCAAGAUCGCGGCCGCCUUCCCGAUCGCUUCGGUCGGCGAGGAGGAGGAGGUGGUGUGUUCGGGCUCGCUGGUUGCGAAAGCGAUUGAGUGUGGGCUGCGCUGUUUGAUGCUUGAGCAUGGAUGGAGUUUUGUCGGAGAGAGCAUAUAUGUUGAGACGAUGUUUGCUGCAAGUGAGGAGAGGACUGAUCUGUGCGCGUUGAAUGUGGUAUGGUGUUUCUGACUCUGUUCAAGAAGCGCUAUAUUGCUGCAUCGUGUCUUCUCCAUUUGUGGACAUGAUUAUGCAGGAUUACAGGAUGGUCAGUUCAAACCUGAUCCAUGCAGACACACAGUGACGAAAUGGUUGGAACGCGAUCAUGUAAAGAACAUGGUCAAACCCCAUCCAACAUAGGAGUAGAAAUCACUGUUUAGUUUGUAAGGAAGACCUUGCAUGGCCCGAGCUUUGUUUGAGGAAGCUCGAUGCAAUUGGAAUCGAAUCAAUGUUGAUUUUGUGUGGAGUCCGUGUUGGACUCUAGUAACAUGGGUCCUAUAAUAAGGGGGUGGCCACACAAUGUAACCAUGACAACACAAUAGCGAUAGGCUCGCAGGAGGGCUGGCGACUUGUGCCGCCGCCCAGGGUGGCCGAAUUGCAGUAUUAUGGGGAGGAGCGCAUGUAGUCAUGCUCCGGGGAUGUAGGCUUCGGCCAACCUCGUUAACAAAUAUCGUGCAUCGAUCUCGAUGUCAUCCUUAAUAUUGCAUCCCCCCUAAUUUCGUAACAAGUGGCUGAUCUAGCAUGUCUGGAUGUGAAGGUUGAUGAUGAAGACAAUUCCAUAGUUCUUUUAUGUGCACUGCCAUAGUCUCGUGAGCAUUAAUCCACCACUUUGAUAUAUGGCAAGGAAACCAUCAAGAUUGAGGAUAUUACUGCAACGUUAUUUGCACAUGAUAUGAAAAAGAAAAACAGGAAAGACGAUGUAGAUGCAAAUUCUCAUGUCGAGGGUUUGGUUGUCAGGGGUGAGAUCAGGAAUGGACAAGGGGCAGAGAGUACGUCCAAGAACAAGAAGAAGGUGCAGUGCAAGGAUUGGGGACAUAUGAAGAGGGCCGAAACUGAAAGGAAGUCAGAUCUGGACCAAAUGAUCAUUUUGACUUUAUUGUCUCACCUGAUGCAUUUCGGUUUACUGCACAUAAGCUCCAGUAUGAUGGAAACAUUCGAACAUAGUAAGGAAGUAAGUUUGGAUGGUUGUAACCUUCAGACAGCUUGUGCAAUUCUUCCAACACUUAAGGAAUGCCAUGUGAUUGCUUUUAGCAAAUCACUUCCUCCAGGACACAGCUUGGACAAGUUUAUAGAGUUUUGUUCAAUUAAGCAUGGUUUAGAGACGAAUUAUAGUUAUCAUGCAGCAGUCAAACUGACACAUGGAGAUUCCUGGGAGAAGCAAUGGUUGCCUUCUUCAUUCAUCCUCCAAGGUUCAGCACUUCAACCUGCCCUAAAAUCUGUUAGAGCAUUAAAGGCAAUGUCUUCUUUGCGAUCAUUUAUAGAAUUUUUGAAAGCUUGGAAUUUCUUUGGCCAGCAUCAACUAGUAAUUAAGGAGCAGUUGAUACUUAACUGUGCAACAACUCUGCCUAGUUGGAAGAAAGCCAUAACAGUGCACACUGCAAGAGCUGACUAUUCAGAGGAUUUUGGUUUGUCUCGUCCACAUUUGAAAGAAAAAUUACUGACUCUAGACUUCCGCACCCCAAAACCAGCUGUCUUCUGCUCUUUGAGUGCCAAGUUGGGCAAUACUAAAGUUGACGAGAAAGCUCUGUCUUCGGAUGAUGAUGGCACUGGCAAUGGCAAAGGUUAUACCGGCCAUGGUUUUCAAUCACAACCUAUUGUCCUAACCAGCUCAUUCAAAUCACAUGUUGCAUUGUUGAAGCCUUCAUUCAGCAGACCUAAACGAGCAGAUACAAACAACACGAGGCAUUUUUCUGUAGAAUCAUCUGAUGCUGAUAGUUUAAACAAAUUAAGUGAUACUAGCCUGCCAAAAUCAUCACUCAGAUGUUUUACUAAAGCAACACAUGCUAACCCUGUCAAUUCAUCAAGUGCAAGUAAUAUAAAGCAAGUCAUUCAGGAGGUGCAAGAAGGCCACCAAGGAGGGGACCACGCCAGAAACUUUAAGGCUUCUGAGUAUCUGAAAAGGAAGCAUGCAGAAUUUCUGGGGAACAGUGGUGAAGGAGGAAAUGUAAAAGAUUAUAUACCAGAUGUCCUGCAAGAGACAAGAUCAAUGCCAGAUAUUCAGGAGGAUUUUCUUAGCACAAAAGCCAUACAGCCAAAAUCAAAGUCUAUGGGUUGCAAGGGCAAGAUGACUGCAACAACAAAAUUGAAAAGAAAGCCAGAAGUUGUUACAAAUGAGUUUAACAAAAAGAUUGAAUUCCUUCAGGUGGUAGAUCAUCAAAAGGAUGAGUUUUCCAAAAAGAUAACAAGGGUGAAGGUGAAGGCUAAGGAUGAGUUAACUUCAACAAGGACAAAAGCAAGAUUAGAUGUUGACAAGGAUGAGUUAAUGGCAAAGGUGAUAGAUCAUCAUAAGCGAGGUGAGCUGCAUUUGCUUACAGUUGCAGAAUUGAAGGGCUUCCUCAGUACAAAGAAAGCAAAGGUUGGAGGUUCAAAGGAAGUGCUUAUCCAGAGAGCAAGUGAACUCCUUUCUUGACAUAGGUAUCGCUGUUCACAUGUAAGUCCAAGCCUAAAAUGUUCAGUACAGUGCUGGAACAUAGUGUAGCUCUGCUAUGUGUUCAUAUAGUGGACUGGCAACAUGAUAUUAGAAGCAGACAUAACAUGAUACUCCCUCCGACCGGUAUUAAUUGUCUCAAAUUUGUCCAAAUAUGGAUGUAUCUAUAUGUAAAAACGUUUAGAUACAUGUAAUAUUUCGACAAGUAAUUCCGUCCGGAGAGUA